AAAUAAAAAGCGGUCUGAACAGCAAAGAAACCCGGAAUUUCCCAGUGUCCCUCCCCUCUGUGUCACCGCCGCACUAUCUCAAAAUAUUAUCUCGCAGAAAAAGCUUCGUAAUAGUAGAUAAAUCGCUGUCUAAGAAAUCAGCAAAAAUGUUCCACCUCAUGAAUCAUCCAUCGUACGGCGGAUGUAUAGAUGGAAGACCGAUCCUAAUCACUGCUGUGGCAGUUGUGAGGACCACUACACGCCAGAAUGAUCAAUCAAUUUGCAUUAUUUUCGGGUGGCAAAAAGACACCAAGUAAGUAAGUUAGUAAGUAACUAUUGGACAGCAAGAGACUUUAGGACUGGAGGACGUGAAAUUCUCACGUACUUCUUAUCAAUCGAGCGAUAUUGGGUUCGCUAGUAAACAUAUGUAGUACAUCUGACCAAAGCACCGAUUGCGGCUAAAUGUUCAACAUAAGCAAAGGGCGGACCUGCCACGCGUCCAUUGAACGAGAGUCCGUUCAACUGGCAACAACGUGAAGGCGGCUUCAGAAGAGCUCCAUUCAUAAGGUUCCAUUAGCGGAAACAAGAUAAAUCGUAUCGCUAUCGGACGCAAUCAGGCGCAGAAACAGAAACAGACGCAGACGCCUUGUUAAAUUACGAGCAGCCAUAAAAACAAGGCUGUUCCAUCGGGAAUUCCAUCAUAAGCGAAUUAUUAAUUAUGUCACAGCUGUACGAACUGUCGGAGGUGGCCGAGCAGAAUGGCAAGAAGGGGAAGCCCUGCUGGAUCAUCAUCAAGGGCAACGUUUACGAUGUGACCAAGUUCCUGAGCGAGCAUCCGGGCGGGGAGGAUCUGCUGCUCGAAUACGGCGGCAAAGAUGCCAGCAAGGCCUUCAGGCAAGCCGGACACUCGUCGGAUGCCGAAAAGGAUUUGAAGAACUUUAAAAUUGGUGAACUUCGAGCGAUUACAACUCCGACAACGACAACGACAACGACGGCGCCCAUUCAAGUGCAGCCUACGUUGAAGGACCAGGACAAGGAGAAGAGGGUCAGCAGUCCAGUACCUGCGGACGAUGCGGAACCGAUGAAGAAGAGCUCUGGCUUCCUCUGUUGCUGCUAGUGGAUAGUGUAGAAACGUAGGAAGUACAAUUGGAAGUUAAAGGUCAAAUAAUUGAUUUAUUAACAUAAUUAAUUAGUGUAAUUAACGUUUAGCUAGGAUACGACCUCUCUCAUCCCAUCCGCAUUUAGAGCUAAGCAAACAAAAGUCGCCAUCGCCUAAGCCUAAGAAGAUCUAAGAACUCUGCUUACCUCGAUCAAAUAAAUUGCAAUUACAGAUUCAACCAA
Drosophila miranda is the source of this 1320-nucleotide messenger RNA. Its product is annotated as cytochrome b5. Gene Ontology annotation, molecular function: heme binding. Gene Ontology annotation, cellular component: membrane; intracellular membrane-bounded organelle. The coding region runs from base 698 to 1096 and encodes 132 amino acids. The record is from RefSeq and is a predicted model, not a curated record. Lineage: Eukaryota; Metazoa; Arthropoda; Insecta; Diptera; Drosophilidae. The transcript has a single exon.